Molecule: messenger RNA, 798 nt
Organism: Protopolystoma xenopodis
Lineage: Eukaryota; Metazoa; Platyhelminthes; Monogenea; Polystomatidea; Polystomatidae
Source: the annotation of a GenBank genome assembly
AUGCUCUUGCAGCUCAACAAGCCCGCGCCCGCCUUCACUGCUGAUGCUGUCGUGGGUAACGAUUUCAAGGUCAUCUCACUCUCCGACUACAAAGGCAAAUAUGUUGUUCUCUUCUUCUACCCGCUUGACUUCACCUUCGUCUGUCCCACGGAGAUAAUCGCCUUCAAUGACCGCCUUGAAGAUUUCAAAAAGAGGGGCUGUGAACUACUGGCCUGCUCGACGGACUCCAAAUUCUCCCACCUCGCCUGGGUCAACACGCCCCGCAAGACUGGCGGCCUGGGGCCGAUGAACAUCCCUCUGCUGUCCGACAAGACGGGCAGGAUCUCCAAGGCCUACCACGUCUACGACGAGGAUGAGGGCCAUACGUUGCGCGGUCUUUUCAUUAUCGACCCCAAGGGUGCCCUGCGCCAGAUCACCGUGAACGAUCGACCCGUCGGUAGGUCCGUGGAUGAGACCAUUCGUCUCAUAGACGCGUUGCAAUUCACCGACCAACACGGUGAAGUCUGUCCGGCCAACUGGCGUCCGGGCGACAAGACAAUCAAGCCGACGACGGAUAAAAGCAAGGAGUACUUCGCGUCUACUGACAAGUACUCGUCUUCCCCUCCCUCGGCCUGUCGGGCAUGCCCGCGGCUUGCGGCGCUUCUUUGUCUCAUGUUCGGGCGUCUUCGCUGCUUGGCCAGUCGCAAAGGAGCCCGGUGCAUGCACCGAAGCGAUCGAUUGCCCAGUGUUGUCGUGGCGGGCGCCUUUUUGUACCAUCGCCUCCGGGAGCCUCUGCCCUCGCCGGGUGAAUGUCGAUAA